Dipodomys ordii (Ord's kangaroo rat) is the source of this 1149-nucleotide messenger RNA. It is a transcript of the gene Dtnbp1, whose product is annotated as dystrobrevin binding protein 1. The coding region runs from base 187 to 1011 and encodes 274 amino acids. The record is from RefSeq and is a predicted model, not a curated record. NCBI's taxonomy places the organism in Eukaryota, Metazoa, Chordata, Mammalia, Rodentia, Heteromyidae. Gene Ontology annotation, biological process: platelet dense granule organization; negative regulation of protein kinase activity; anterograde synaptic vesicle transport. Gene Ontology annotation, cellular component: BLOC-1 complex; cytoplasm; neuron projection. The transcript has 9 exons.
UUGAAGACUUUAAGUGACAAGUCAAGAGAAGCGAAAGUAAAAAGCAAACCCAGGACUGUUGCAUAUUUGCCGAAAUACGCCGCUGGACUAGAGUUACUUAGCAGGUAUGAGGACACAUGGGCUGCACUACACAGAAGAGCAAAAGAAUGUGCACAUGCUGGGGAGCUGGUGGACAGUGAGGUGGUCAUGCUCUCAGCACACUGGGAAAAAAAGAAGACCAGCUUGACAGAGCUACAGGAGCAGCUCCAGCAGCUUCCUGGUCUGAUAGCAGACUUAGAAUCCUUGAUGGCAAACCUGACUCAUUUAGAGGCUAGUUUUGAGGAGGUUGAAAAUCACUUGCUGCAUCUGGAGGAUUUGUGUGGGCAGUGUGAGUUAGAAAGACACAAAUAUGUGCAGUCUCAGCACUUGGAGAACUAUAAGAAAAAUAAGAGGAAGGAACUUGAAGCCUUCAAAGCUGAACUUGAUGCAAAGCACACGCAGAAAGUCCUGGACAUGGAGCACACCCAGCAGACAAAGCUGAAAGAGCGGCAGAAGUUCUUUGAGGAAGCUUUCCAGCAGGACAUGGAGCAGUACCUUUCCACAGGCUACCUGCAGAUCUCGGAGAGGCGAGAGCCUAUGGGCAGUAUGUCAUCCAUGGAGGUGAACGUGGACAUGCUGGAGCAGAUGGACCUGAUGGACAUCUCCGACCAGGAGGCCCUGGACGUCUUCCUGAAUUCCGGUGGAGAGGACAGCACUGUGCUGUCCCCUGGUUUAGAGCCUGAACAGGACAGCUGUCAGAGCGGAGUAACUCUCCAGGUUCCACAUCCAUCCGAACACCCAUCCCAGCCGCCUUCCUCAUCCUUCACCCACACCAACCCAUCCACCCCAGACCUGGGGGAAGGAGGGGACUGUCCGGUGGUGCAGUCUGACGAGGAGGAGGUCCAGGUAGACACCGCCCUGGCCACGUUACACAGUGACAGAAAGGCCACCCCAGACAUCAGUGAUGAUAGUGACUCAAAUCCGGACAUCUGAAUGGUCAGCUGGGCACAGAAUCCACCUGCAUAGCCAGGUUUUUGUACAGAGGGUCUUGAUUUUUACAUGGUUGCCAAUAAUGGGCAAGAAAUUGCCUGAGAGAAGGGCUAGCUAACAAUAAAGUUGGAGGAAUUUAAC